This is a messenger RNA of Hibiscus syriacus, 1131 nucleotides long. RefSeq names its product glycine-rich RNA-binding protein RZ1C-like. Gene Ontology annotation, molecular function: RNA binding; zinc ion binding. Lineage: Eukaryota; Viridiplantae; Streptophyta; Magnoliopsida; Malvales; Malvaceae. The record is from RefSeq and is a predicted model, not a curated record. The transcript is spliced from 4 exons. The coding region runs from base 122 to 952 and encodes 276 amino acids.
AAAAUUUUCACGUAAAUUAUCUAGGGUUUCUCUCUCAUAAAAUACCCACCAAAGAAAAUCAGAGUACUACGAAGCCAAAAGAGGAGAGGUUUUUAAAGAAGAAAGGAAUUGUGUGUAAAGGAUGGCAGGGAAAGAAGAGAACCGAAUAUUUGUCGGAGGAUUAUCAUGGGAUGUCACCGAACGACAGCUUGAGCAUGCGUUUAGUCAAUUCGGGAAAAUUCUUGAAUCUCAGAUCAUGGUGGAGAGAGAUACAGGGCGAUCUCGUGGAUUUGGAUUUAUUACAUUCUCAGAUCGCCGGUCCAUGGAUGAAGCUAUCAGGGAGAUGCAUGGGCGAGAGUUGGGGGAGCGCACCAUCUCGGUGAACAAGGCUCAACCCAAGAUGGGUGAUGAUCUUGAUCAUGGCUAUAGAGGUGGUUACCCAUCGAGUGGCAGGGGUCGCUAUGCAGGUGGAGACAGGCCUGUUGCGCAAGAUGAAUGCUUCAAGUGUGGGCGCUUUGGGCACUGGGCUCGUGAUUGCCCUUCAGCUUGUGGUGGCCGAGGUGGGAGUGGCGGCAUGUUCCCUUCACGUUCAAGAUAUGGUGGAGCAGAUGACCGUGGUGAUCGUUUCAGAGACCGUGAUCGUUACAUUGAUGACCGAUAUGAUGGUGGACGCUUUGGAGAUAGGGACCGUUUUGACAGCAGAGAUGACAGAUUUGGAAACCGAGAUCGUUUCAUUAGCGACAGGUAUCUGCCUAGUGGAGAUCGAUUUGCUGAUCGCGAUGGUGGUUCGGACCGUUUCCCUCAAAAUGGUUAUGGCAAAGGGAGGGGGUUUCGGGAUGUUGCUCCAGGAGGUAGCGAUAGGUAUGGAAGCGGAGGGCCUGCACGGAAUGAUGCAAGAGGCUACCGUAACAGGGCUGGCCCUUAUGAUCGUCUAGGCAUGGGAGGCCGCCUGUCUUCUUUUGACCGCUAUUAAGCGAUGUCGUUAUGAUAUGUCAAGUUUUAGGUGAGAGCAUUGUGUAUGCAUAGGUACUUGGUGUUUUUUUAUACAAUCAAUUGAAUCACGUAGGGUGCUGGAAUUUCUAUGAAUGGUAGGAUUUGACAAAGUUUAAUUAAAUUAGAGAAUCCGUUCCUUUUGUGAACUUAUUUCUUACU